Messenger RNA from Xyrauchen texanus (razorback sucker), 1631 nucleotides. RefSeq names its product follistatin-related protein 3-like. Gene Ontology annotation, molecular function: protein binding; activin binding. Lineage: Eukaryota; Metazoa; Chordata; Actinopteri; Cypriniformes; Catostomidae. The record is from RefSeq and is a predicted model, not a curated record. The coding region runs from base 197 to 940 and encodes 247 amino acids. Gene Ontology annotation, biological process: cell differentiation; multicellular organism development; regulation of BMP signaling pathway. The transcript has 6 exons.
CAGAAGCAUAAUUUACUCGAACAAAAUAUUUAUACAGAGGCGGACCGAAAUCACUCACAACAAGCCCAUUCACGAAACCGAGUGGAAACGACCCGCGAAAAUAAAAGUCUGAGCUGACUUUAUAUCAAACUAAGUAUUUCUAAGGAAAGAGGCUGGUUACUCCAAACAUCUGUGCAAAGAAGAUUUGUUUAACAGGAUGAUGCACUUUCUGGCUAUUUUAAACUGUGUGGUACUUAUUUCAUUGUGCGAAAUACUAGGAAAACAUCGAGCGAACGCUGGCAUGUGCUGGUUGCAGCAGGGACCAGAGCACCACUGUGAUAUGGUGCUCAUGAGGGGCGUGAGCAGGGAGGAGUGCUGUGCAGCUGGCCGUCUGGACACUGCCUGGUCCAAUACCAGUCUGCCCAUCAAUGAAGUCAGCCUGCUGGGAUUCCUGGGAAUAGUUUCCUGCAAGCCGUGCAAAGACAACUGUGAAGGGGUCAACUGCAGCCCUGGAAAGGUGUGCAGGAUGAAGGCAGGACGUCCGCAGUGCGUAUGCUCUCCAGACUGUUCCAACAUCUCCACUAAACAUGGCGUGUGUGGGAGUGAUGGGAACUCGUACAAAGAUGAGUGUGCGCUCUUGAUGGCUCGCUGCAGAGGUCACCCUGACCUGGAGAUUAUGUAUCAGGGAGAAUGCAAAAAGUCUUGCUCCAAUGUCGUAUGCCCUGGUACACACACCUGUGUGACGGACCAGACCAACAGCGCCCACUGUGUUAUGUGCCGAACCGCACCAUGCCCAAUGCCCAUGGUCACUGAGCAAACCAUCUGCGGCAAUGAUAACAUCACUUACCUUAGUGCCUGCCACCUGCGUAGGGCUACCUGCUUUUUGGGUCGCUCCAUAGGAGUCCGCCACUAUGGACACUGCCGAAGUAAUGAAGGCAGUGAGGAAAAUUCACUUUUCUGAGGAUGCCAGCUUUACUCAAAAGAAAUUCUGCUCCAUGAAACCAUGUAGCUGCACGGAUGAAAUUCUUAUGGACAUGGGAGACUAUUUACUCACUGAGAUAGUGUUAUGCGUGUACUGUUUGUGUUCUGAAGGAUUACACAGCCAAAACGGCAACACUUCCAGACCUUGUGCUGCAGUGCAUGCUACAUUGGCGUGAAGACCAAACUGAGCCACCCACCAAGCAAUGAAAUUACCAGUCACAGUCUAAUGGCAGCAGUUUUUACAAGAACACUGAGAAAGUCAAAGAAUGUAUAGUACAUUCCACUGUUUAAUGAUUUUCACAUUGUUGGGCUAUUUUUUUUAUUUAAUUUUAUUUUGUUUCUAUCCCAAGUUUUCGGAUAAAUUGACCUUGUUAUAUAUUGAAUUGGCAAAAAGAAGAAAUUCAAAUUCCCAGUAGUAAAUGGUGUGGUGUUAUGUGAAUAAGUGACAGAUGGUUUCAACAGUUGUAUUUUUGUAAAUGAUCAUUGUGUUUGUUACAAACUGUACUGAAAUGCGUAACCUUUCAUAAGAGAUUUUAACCUGCCUGUAAAUAGAGACCUUUUGCAGUAUUUGAAUGUAUACUGUGAAAUUCAUUUUUAUCAAUGCAUCGUUAUUUUUAUAAUGAUCUACUGACAUUUGAUUUUUAAUUAAAAAACAAAAUUAAUAUUGUGGA